AUGUUUUCAGGUAGUCGCUUUGGCGACUAUCUCAAAUUACUCUUCAGUGGCAGAUUGAGCUCACUCCUAGCGUUCGUCGUCAUCGUAUGCGGUGUCGCACGCCUCGUCUCCUUCGCAAUUCGACGAGCUCGCGAGUACAAGGUCGACAGCACAUUGGGGCGUUUGCAUGGAUGUCAGCUGCCCCCUGAGCUGCCAAAGCGGUGGCCACUAGGCAUUGACAGGAUCAAGGAACUUUGGGACUCCGAUGCCGGAGGUCCGCUGCUCGCUUUCCUCUGCUCGAUCGCGAAGGACUACGAGCCUCGUAACAACUUGUCACAGUAUCUGCUGUUUGGCCCUCGAGCUUUUCACGUCUUAAAUCCGAAGAAUCUAGAGGCUGUCCUGUCCACCAACUUGAAAGACUACGGGUUCGGAUGCCGUCCAGCGGUCUUCGCUCCCUUACUGGGAAACGGCAUCUUCCCCCAAGAAGGUCCAGCAUGGAAGCAUUCGAGGGAGCUCCUCAGAAAGCAGUUCGCUCGUACACAGUACCAGAAGCUCGACCACUUCAAAGAGCAUGUGGACAACCUGAUAGCGUGCAUUCCAUCAAACGGUGAGGUCGACCUCCAACCGCUCUUCUUCAAUUUGACCUUAGACACCACGACUGCAUUGUUAUUCGGACGCUCUGUGUAUAGCCUCAGAGCCGGCAUCGGCCAGGCAGCCGAGAACUUGGAUUUUGCGGAGAGUUUCACAUCGCUCAGGAAGGACUGGCGAAGCGCUUUCGCAUCGCGCCAUUCCACUUUCUCUACAGCCCUGCGAGAUUUCGGCGGGCUUGUCAUGCUGUUCAUAGCUUCGUCGAGAAGUACAUUGAUGAACGGCAACUGA
Anthostomella pinea is the source of this 858-nucleotide messenger RNA. NCBI's taxonomy places the organism in Eukaryota, Fungi, Ascomycota, Sordariomycetes, Xylariales, Xylariaceae. The record is from the annotation of a GenBank genome assembly.